Sphenostylis stenocarpa is the source of this 1155-nucleotide messenger RNA. The record is from the annotation of a GenBank genome assembly. Lineage: Eukaryota; Viridiplantae; Streptophyta; Magnoliopsida; Fabales; Fabaceae.
AUGGUGAUGUGGUUUAACCCUUCAUGUCUCACCCUAUCUCACAAUCCUCACCACGCUGCAUAUUUCUCUAAACAAGUGAGAGUCAGGUGCAGUUAUGGGAAAAACAUGAAAAGGGGUGGCCUUGGAAGGCCUCAGAUAGUGCCUUCAGUUUUGGGGAACAGUAAUAGUGAAGGGGUGAGUGUGUUUGUGGUGUCUGACUUGCACACUGACUAUUCUGAGAAUUUGAAGUGGGUGGAGUGCUUGUCUAAUGUGAAGCACAGGAAUGAUGUGCUUCUUGUGGCAGGAGAUGUGUCUGAGACAUAUUCCAUGUUUUCUGUGACAAUGUCUCUUUUGAAAGAGAGGUUUGAACAUGUCUUCUAUGUUCCUGGAAACCAUGAUCUUUGGUGCCGCAGUGAGGGACAGAAUUAUGUUGAUUCUCUUGAAAAGCUGAAUAAAUUGCUUGAUGCAUGCAAGAGAAUUGGAGUGGAGACAAAUCCAAUGAUUAUAGAUGAAAUAGGAAUCAUUCCUUUGUUCUCUUGGUACCAUGAGAGCUUUGACAAAGAGAAGGACAUAACAGGAUUUCGGAUCCCGUCUUUGGAGAUGGCAUGUAAAGACUUCUAUGCGUGCAAGUGGCCAGAGGGACUUUCAAGUGGAGAUACGUCCCUUGCUUUAUAUUUUGAUGCCAUGAAUGAUAAACAAAUGGAAGUGAUAAAGGACAUUCAGAUGACCUGUGAUCACAUCAUUACCUUUUCCCACUUUGUUCCCAGGCAGGAACUUUGUCCAGAGAAGAGGAUGUUAUUCUAUCCCAAGCUUCCAAAGAUAAUUGGUUCAGACUCUCUUGAAGAUCGAAUAAGAUCCAUACAUGAGGCUGAGGGUAGGAAGGAUGCAUCUUCUUGUCAUGUGUUUGGUCAUACUCACUUCUGCUGGGAUGCUGUUGUUGAUGGCAUCAGGUAUGUUCAGGCACCCUUAGCUUAUCCGAGGGAAAGGAAGAGAAGAAUGAAUGGAGGUGAAAAUUGGCUACCGUUUUGCCUUUAUGCUGAUAACAAAUUUGCCGAUAGACUCAACCCUUGUUAUUGGUCUGAUUAUUACUCUGCCAACCCCAGGACACCUCAUAAUACUCAACUUGCUCCUUGGGUCGCUAGAUUUUAUAAGCAAACAGAAACCAUAGAUGUAUAG